Schistosoma intercalatum is the source of this 2038-nucleotide messenger RNA. The record is from the annotation of a GenBank genome assembly. Lineage: Eukaryota; Metazoa; Platyhelminthes; Trematoda; Strigeidida; Schistosomatidae.
GUUCAAGGUCGUUGAAACGAAACGGCGGACAGAUUUGAAAGGGAUUACCGUUUUUACCUUGCCCUCAUCCUGGGUUUCGUUUGUGGUUUGCAAGGCUCGGAGAGUUGUGCAUUGUUAAUUGAAGUUGCACUAACGUCUUCUCCCUUCAAGCUUCUCUCUCUCGGAUCUUUUGUGAAAAGAGAUCUUAACAAUUGUUAGUAGAGUGGACCACCAUUACCAAGGCUUACUCAUGUUUUCUUAUUUGCACGAUUACAACACAUUCAAGAGUUGUCAGCAAAUUAUUUGAUGACUGAGAGUUACAUGUUUUUAAAGUCAUAGCAGUCGGUUGACUUUUUAUCGAUUUACUUCUUAAUCGACAACUGGUCAAAUAUAAUACAUGCUUGACGACUCAGUUGCCGACGUCACUCUUGCUGAUUUCCAGAUAUUAGAAUCACCCUGCGUCGAUGUUCCGUUUGACCGUGGCCCUCAGUUUCAUUUAAAUCUUCAGUGUCGUACAUGUGAAUCAUUUAAAGAAACGUUUGUCUGCUGUGAUUGUGUUAGGAAGGAUUCCAUAUUCUCGAAGAAAUCUGGAAAACUUAGCUUUCCUCAAAAUUCUGAUCGGAUUGUGACAGUCCGUAAAUCGGUUAAUGACUUAAAUAGAAAGAUUAAAGUAUACGAACCCAUACUGUUCAAAUCUGUAUUUCACACUUUUGGUAAAGUUGAAGAGUUGAAUGCUCAGAUUUCUUCUUUGGAACAUACGAUCGAGUUUCUUACUAAAAUGAACGUAGAGAAACGCAAAAAGCUACAACGUGUUCGACAAGCUAUGACACGAUGCCAUACCGCGUCCCAGCAUCUUCUGAAGCAGCAAGCUAAUUUGGUACGGCAUUUUAUCACAGUUGCACAGAGAAAAAAGUUAUUGGUAGCUGAUCUUGAUAUAGUAAACAGGCAGAUCAAGCACGUACAUGAUACUUAUUUUGAGGAGUUACUUGGAGUUUAUUUCGUGACCGACCUGUCGACUGAUGGUUUAUCUCCGGAUAGGUUUGUUUGUUCACCUCUACAUAUCGAUAAAGAGAACAUUUUUGCAGGUCCCGAACCCACCCCAUCCAGUCAUACGGCUUUAACAUAUUGCUCAGUAGCAAUAAGGGUUUCAACUAUCUUGUUAGAUGUUUGGUUGCCAGUCUCCAUUCGUCGGAAUUUACAUUUGGUUGGUUCUUUUUUGUCUGCAUUACCUCAGAGGGAUGAUAUGGGUCGUGUGUAUUUCGCAGUCAUUCAUGCUGUUCACCUGUUAUGCCAAUGUCGAGGGAUUGAUAUAAAAAAUGGAUUAGAACAACUUGGGAUAAACGUAAUUCCUGGACGGCACACAUUUUACAAUCCAUUGUUUGGAUUAUAUUGCCUUGGACAUCUGGUCAGUCACAAUAAUAAGUCUACUAGGUACUUUGACGAAUGUUACAAUAUAAAACUAGAUGGGCUUUUUGGAAAGAUUCCAUCAUUAUCCUUAAUGAGUCAUCCUACAGUUUCAUUUAGUUCACCGUGUUUUGUAGAGAAAGGCGAAGAAGUGGAUGAGAUGUUUGGCUUAUCAAACGAUGAUAGUUUAACAUUAUGUGACAAACAAGUGAAUAGGUUUACUUUAUGUAGGGCAAGUAGUUCCGACUAUGUUCAAUCAUCCAAUAAACUCGAAGAACACGAUUCGUCUGUUGGUUUAGAAUGUUGGGAACUAGUUUCUGUGACCUCACCAGGAGAACCAGAAUCAUGUGAAACUACAGUGACCAAUACGGGAUUUAUGGAUUCAACGCAAUAUCCUGGUCCACUUUCGAAAGUUUGGCGUCUAGCGAAAGGGAUUAUUGGAACUUCAGAACUUAGUGAUUGUGACGAAUAACGUGAAAAAACAGAUCGUGACCAAACUUUGUUCAUUGUUUUUCAAACCACAGUCUUUCAUGAAGCAAACUUGCAAAAUCUUUAGUCUUUCAACAUUUUAAUUUGUAAAAUAAAAUUUGAAAAAAAACAACAAAUUAUUCCCCAUUAUUGUAUAUAUGUCAAAAAGUUUUAUUUUGAAUUCUGU